Messenger RNA from Uranotaenia lowii, 6847 nucleotides. RefSeq lists its product as uncharacterized. Bases 139 to 6771 code for a protein of 2210 amino acids. The transcript has 6 exons. Gene Ontology annotation, cellular component: cell surface. NCBI's taxonomy places the organism in Eukaryota, Metazoa, Arthropoda, Insecta, Diptera, Culicidae. The record is from RefSeq and is a predicted model, not a curated record. Gene Ontology annotation, molecular function: heparin binding.
AAAAUCGCACAUCACGAAGAAAACGCCGGCUUUUAACAAUCGUCGUAAAUUUUGGUCAUUCCCCAUUGUUCCACGUCGUGCGUUGUGUUGACCUUGUCGGCUUGAUCAAAUUCAAGAUCACCCGAAUGUGAUCGAACAAUGACCCGUAGCCGGUCGACUGUUUUUGCCGCCACUCUACUUGUACUUUUAACCGUUUGUUUACAGUUUACGUUUAUUUCGGCAAAUCGAAAAGCAGUGGUGGUUCAACCCGCCCAUACCAGACCCCAUGGCAAACCGGGUCCGAUUCCGACAGCUUCCGCCGGCCAACCAGAUCCGGUCGCCGCUCAGAAGCUGGCCCAGGAGAUCAACUCCAAGGCCAAUGCCAAGAAGAGCGAAGGGGCUCUAGAUGUGUUGCAUGCGCUGCUGAAAAGCAACAACGCUACCAACGACGAGAAGGUUCAACUGGUGCGGGAGAGCGUGAUGUUCAACGCACUGCAUGAGGCGAUCGAUGAGAAGAUCGUGGAGUCGAGUUUCAUUCAGACGUUGGCGUCAGUUGGUGAGGCGCCGCUGAUCAAUGACUACCGGAGGGAUACGCUGUUGAUCAAGUCGAUCAAGGAGGAUGUGAACUUCACUUUUGGGGAAGGGGUGUUUGCCUGGAAAACGUUGACGCUGAAGAGCCACGAUCAGCACGUGAUCGUGGGUUUGAGCAAGAGUGGGAUCAUCAUUUUGAGCGAGCACUUCGGGGAGUAUAAACUGCAGCAGGAGAUAGCCAUGGAAACGGUUCCGACGGCGUUCGAGGUGAUCACGGUUUGGGACACGGUGGAAGAUGCGGCCGUUAGUUGUUUGAUCGUGUCGACGGAGCUUGCGUUGGUUUGGUACAGUUUGAGACCUGCAGCUAACUAUCAGCUGGCGGAAGAAUGGCGUUGGCCUUUGCACAAGACUACGACUCUGAUCAAGUGGCUCAAGCACAAGGAUAUCGAUAUGCUGCUGUUGGUUGGAACUCAUCCCAAUAAGCAGAAAUCGGUAUCGGCUACGUUGUAUGAGUUCAGCUUCGAGCGGCACCAGUUUUGGCUGAUGCAGAUGCUUCCGUUGGACUUUCCUUGCCGGACAAUUGGACUGGUUAAUGAUGGCAACGAGUUUUUGGUUGCAUUCCCUCAGAACGACACGGCCAUGAUCUACUCACUGGAAGUUGGAGCGAAGUACCGGGGAAAAUUCACUCAGCUAGCCAACUUUACUUCUGAGCAGAUCAACUCCGUUGGUGCUUUUCAAAUAGGUCGAUACUCCUACGUAGCCAUUGGUGGAAAAUCUCCCCAGAUUCUGAGAUAUUCAAAUGGAAACUUCACUUCGCAGAAUGUUUCCACGAAUGCACUGGAAACUGUGGAAGCUUUCUUCGAAAUACCGACAAGGACUUAUCGGGAUGAUCUGAUUCUUUUAGUCCAACACAAGAUGCGCUUUUCAACCCAUGAACUUCACCGACUGGAUACCCUUGUUUGGAACGGGGAGUCUUUCGAUAUCCGAAGUAAUAUCCCUUGCUACGUGGAAGACGAAAUAAUCGACUACGAAGUGAGCUGCAUGCUAGAUCUGCAUCGACCUACCGGAAUCGUUGGCUCAACGAUCGUCCAACGUGGUAAACACGUUUCCAUGAUCGUACCGCGCUAUCAAGCUCACUCUAGCUUGUACCAUCUCAAAGUGGAGAUGCUCUCAGGAGAACAUCCGAUAACCCAAAAAAUCCAAGAAAUUCGGGAAACCAUCGAAGCUUUUACCAAGAUCGUUGAAUACCAAGACACGAUCAUUCACCAGGCGCUCGACCUAGUUGACGAGACUAAAUCUCUGAACCAACCUUUCCUAGACCUUAAAAACUGUUCCGUCAAGGAAGUUUAUACAGAAAUUACCUAUCUCCACCCGAAUUUCAACCUGGGUCCAAUCACAAUCGGUAACGUAACUUGGACCCCGGAAGACACCCAUGUAGACGCUCCAGCUAUGGCGAGAGAUAUCGAGCUCGAACUGCACGCCCUCGGUGAGUUGGAACACCAGCUGCAGUACGCCAUCCGAAACGACAACGACAGCUUUUCGCUGGACCUUGACAAACCUCUCCACAUCGAGGGUCAAGUUCAGAUCGAUGGAUCACUGGUUACGGACGACCUGUACGUCCGCAAGCUGGAAGAGGAACCCUUCACAAUUCGACUCCCGAGAGAGGCAGAGAGGCUCAAAGAAUUGCACCUCAAGCAUCUCAAAGUUAGGCAUCUGAAGUUUAAUCUUGUCAAUGGUAUACCAGCUAGUGAGUUGGUGUUCAAUACGGGUGAUAAGGUUGUUCUCAACGAAACAUUGAUUGUGGAGAAUUCAUUCGUCGCUCAAAACGUAGUUUUACCAAAAGGUGGAGUAGUCAAUGGAAGGGACCUAAGCGAGUCUACAAUCUACUUCAACUGUGACAAUCGACGUUGGAAGAAUCUACACUUUGAUCAUCUCGAAGCCGUCGAAGACGUUCUGGUGAAAAACUCCACCAACGGUAUUCGACUUGAUAUGGACGCCCUAAAUACCAAGUUCCGCAACCUGGAUCAGGCUUCAAACCCCUCUACUCGAAAAGACACCAUCAAUGCUCAACACCUCCACCUCGAUGGUUCUCUGUACGUCCAAAACGUCAACGGAGUCUCAUGGAACGAGUUCAUCCAGAAAAUAGUGCUCAAACAUCGACCCAAUCGAUUGCCGGAGCUGCGCAUCAACGGGAAUCUUAUCCUGGAGCAUCCCAACACGACGGUGUUCCAUCUGAACGAGCUGGCCUUCCCGGGAGACUUUCUGCUUUCGAGCAGUCCCAGAGAGGCGGUUGUAACUGGGCAUAAGCGAUUCCUCAAUGUUACGCACAUCAACAUCAUGGACAUCGAAACGACGGUCAACGGGAUCGACCUGAGGGACAUUAUAACCCUGGACGACGAUCAGCACAUCCCGGGUAACGUAACGUUUGCCGAUCUACACGUAGCCGAGAGGUUGGAAAUCCGUGGCGCAGUCCGCGGCCCACAUCUCGACGCGUUCCUCGAUAAUCCUAGCCUGUUGCAGACGAAGCUGGUGAAGGCCGCCUGUCACUUCCGGGAGCUGCACGUUGAUGGACCGGUUAUCGUUCAGAAUAGGUUUGCAGGGAUGGACGUUGAUGCUACGCUGGGGGAUGUGGUUUACGAUACCGAGCACAAUGUGGAGAUCGUUUCCGGUAAGCGUAUUGGAACGGCUGAGUUUUUGGGUAAAGUUACGGUCAGCUCCAAUAUGAUCAAUGAGUUCCGAUUGGAUGAUUUCGUGACGAGGAGUACGGAACAGGAAUUGCCGGUUCAGGAGAUUGAAGGUGAUGUCUUCUUUGAAAAUUUGAGUUUGGGUGGUCUGUUCGAUGGGUUGAACGUAACCGAGGUGGACUACAGCUCGAUUAAGCUUUACGGGGAUCAGUACACGGAGGCGUCGUUGAUCUUCCAGAAUCCGAGAGAUUUUGGCUAUCCAGAUAUCGAAGCGAACGAGGUGAGGAUUUUGAAAACCCUCAACAACAAGAGACGGUCCGAGUUUUUGGACACGGAGCAGGGAGAUUUGGUGCUGUCCGGUGAGAUAACUGUUGACAAACUGAAAGUUGAGCAGUUGCAAAUGGUGAAGUCUUCGCUUGAUGGACCAUCAAAGAUGAUCAAUGACGUCCACCUACCGACGUUUGAUGAGUUGAGGUUUAGCUUGAGUCGACCGCAGAAAAUUUCUGCUCCGUUUUUCGUAGAUAAACUAGUGGUGGGUAGCCAGCUUACGACUCCGUUUGUGAAUGGAAGAGACUUCCGAAGCCUGAAACAGGAUCUGGACAAGGUCGAGAAUAUCAAGAACCACUUACUUCAGGGCAGUAUUCCGGUGGAGAAUCUCUACAUAAGCGGUAAUCUACAGGUCAACAUGGUUAACGACGUGCAUUUCGACUCGCUGCUGAAGGACGUGAUCUGGUUGGAUAGACCCAAUCGAAUUCCAGGGUCGAUAACCUUCCUGGAUCCGCUGAUCGUUCAAGGCAAUCUGACGACUCAGGGACUAAUCAACGGGAUUGAUUUUGGCGAGUAUGUGAGAGAUGUCGCUCGAAAGUCGGAUGGAGUUGUACAGCUUGAGUCGACGAAAAUCUUCACCAAUGGUUUGGUCGUUGAAGGAAAUGCCGAUACGGAGAGUAUUAACAAUAUUUUUGUGAAGGAUUUAGCUUUGAAGAACCAAACAGUAUAUCUCAGUGGAGAGGUUGAGGUGGCAGGAAAUCUGUAUGUUAAUGAUUUAAUUUUGGAGGGAUAUCUUAACGGAGAACCUAUUCAAAACUUCUUGGAGCAGUAUCAUUACGAUGAGCACCGGGACGUCCACGUCAUCCGAGGUGAUCUUUUCUUCAACAAAGUUGCAGUGCAAUCGAUGAAUGUUCGAGGUAGCUGGAAUCAGCUAUCGAACCUCGACGCCUAUUUGGGAUCGUUGAUUCGGAAGAAUCAAAAUUACAACUUCACUAAGCCGAUCACCUUCCGAGGUCCUGUGGUCCUUGAACAGGGUGCUCAGAUUGACCAUCUCAACGGUGUUGACAUCUCCAAUAUUGCGAGCGAUAUUGUACGGAUCAACGAGGAAACACCAGUGCAGCUGAUGGGAGCCGUUAGUUUUGACCAGCACGUGCAUUUCGGUUCGAUCGAAAUGCAAGGGGACUUGAUCACUCCGAACAUCGCCGGCUGUAGUCCGAAUCUUUGGAUUCAGAACAGUAUAAUGGUUAAUCAGGAUGCGGAAAUUACUGGUCCGGUAGUGUUUGCGCCGGGAGCGCUGGAACUUAACGAUCUUCAGGCUAGCCUCAUCAAUGGUUAUCCUAUGGAACAGUUGAUUUCUCUGAGCUCAAACCAAACGAUCCAGGGAGAGUUGUUCUUCGACGAAGUGACGAUCACCAAACCGCUCGAAGUUGGUGGACUAAUCAAUGGGUUCAACUUUGGUUACGAGCGUCAGAAUACGUUAAUGACUUACGGAACACAACACAUCCGAACGCCAUCGAUCUUCAACUCCAUCAAAGUGUUGGACUCUCUAAUGCUGCCUCCUGUACUCAACGGUAAACUCUUAGGCAUCCCGGUUCUCCGAGGUCCAAAAAUGGUGAUCACAUCCCCAAUCUCCUUCCGAAAUGUGAUCGCCACAUCCCUGCAAACAAAAGACAGCAUCUCCGGAAUCAACUUCGACUGGUGGUACGAGAACAGUUUGUGGAGUCGCGGUCGAGAUCACCAGGAAAUCGAAUCCAAGGUGCGAGCCCGCAACGUCCGCUUUGACCAAGACGUCGAAGGCAAUGGAAUGAUCAACGGGGUCGACAUCAAGGAUGUCAUCCAUCGAAUGAGGGCGGCCAAGCGGAAUGUGGAGCUGCGACUCAGUGACUUCCGGUCCGAGUAUCGAGCGCUGUGCUCAUCCACCAGGGGCUUGGUUCAGGAAACGCAACGUCGAACAUUCUUCUUUAAGUACUUCGUGCAGCGACAGGUGAUCAACGAGCAUCUGGACAUCGAUUCGUUCCAUUUCUUCAACCACCUGGGGUACUACUUCUUGGCGGUCAACUACGGAUGUUCGACAAACUUCUACCAGUGGGAUACGAUUGGGAAGCUCUUCCUGCCUCUGUUCCAGUUCCACACAGGGGUUGUUGAAGAGUGGAAGUCGAUUGUGGACGGUGAUCGAGCCGUUUAUUUGGUGACGAAGUCCCCUAGCGAGGUUACCGAUUGUCAGAUCGUUGGUGUUACUGUGUGGUUGUUCACCGGUGUUCAACUGAGGAAACUUUGGAACGCGGCUUCUGCGGACGUUGCGGAUGCUAUCCACACGGAGGUCACUAAACCGGAAAGCUUCUACAUUUCGAAGGAUGGCUUGGUUAUGGAGUACAACAUCGAUGGAAACGUUCUUGAACAGUGGGAGCUACCGAAAAGCCUAGACGGUUACCGUUUCAUACCCAAUGAGGUCGGCCUUGGCUUGGCAUUAACCGACGGCAAACUUGUAGUUCUGCUCUCGAAUGUCAACAAAGCGGAAAACCUUCCCAGAACUAGGAGGUCAACCAAUGAGACAUUAGGAAUGGCCCUCUUCAACAGUCAAAGCGUCUACGAUCGCAUGUCCAACAAGUCGAUGGUAGCAAUGUCUCCGAAAUCAAGAGCUUGGCAGAUGACUGACUCAAUUGAACCAGAGGUUGUCAACGCCAAUGAAGACAUCGAUUCACGCUCUCGAAGUCUUCCACUAAGGUCUCUAGCAACAGAAGAUCUUCUAGAGGACGAAGAUUCUCUUGUUGAAGAAACGAUCGCUCGAGACAUUCCCUUGGGCGGAAUCCUAACCGCAGACAUUCCGCACUUCCCGGGUCGUUCCAGAGGAGAAAUCCUGACGUUUAGUGUGGGUUCACCGAAAAGGAAGCAUCAACUUACGGCCGUCACCUUUUUAACCAGUACAGUAAUCAAGGGUGAUCACGACGCGAUCAAGAUCUACCUGGACAUCCAGAUGGGUGACCUGUACCAGGUGCUCCCAUGCUACAGGCCUUCGCACCUCACCGCCCUGGAGCUUCGUGACGAAACGGUCCUGGCUUUCCUGGAAUCGCGGCACACCGUACAGAUCUACAUCUACCGAGGUCUCAAGGGGUUCGUCCGAAGUCAAAGUUUCCAUCUGGCGGCCCCAGCCAUCCAAAUGGGAGCCGUAGCAUUACCUCAGAAAUCGCUGCUCCGCUGUAAAAUUCACUACCUGGCGAUAGCGACCGCCAAACAGGAGUUGGUGCUGCUGCGUGCCAAAACUCAAGGCGAUUGUGGACUUAUCGCCGAAGUCGAUUGCGAUCUGGAAUGAACGUACAUUUCGGAAGAGAAUUUGGGUUUUUUUUUUCUGUUACAAUGUGAAUUGUAUAAUUUAUCGUUGUUUAUAU